CUAGUCAACCUAUCCACUUUAAUUCUAUCUCAUAAUAUCAUUGACGCCAUCACUAACUUAUCAAAGCCAGUUAACCUAAAAAAACUAUUCUUAGUGAAAAACAACAUUUCAAAAAUUGAAAAUUUAUCUGAUCUAAAUCAUUUAUCACUUUUAAAUCUAUCCUCAAAUCUGAUAACUGUUGUCUAUUUCUCAAAAUUAAACUUACCAAAACUUACUAAAUUAAACCUAUCUCAUAAUAGAAUCUCGUAUUUAACUAAUUUGAUUGAUUUGAAUAACUCACAAAACAUGAAUAAUUUGAAUAAUUUAUUGGAGUUAAACCUAUCCUUUAAUAGAAUUAAAAAAUUUCAUCUUGCUUUUGAUCUAAUUAACUUAUCUCACAUUAACUCAUCUAAAAAUUAUAUUUCAAAAAUUGAAAACUUUUCAAGUUUUAUUCACAUAAAAUCUCUUAACCUAUCAACCAACCAAAUUACUAAAAUGGAAAAUUUAUCAACUCUAAUAAAUCUAGAAUAUUUAAACCUUUCACGUAAUUUAUUAUCAAGUUUUCAUUUAUCCCAAUCUUUUCGAAAAAUAAAAUUUUUAGAUUCAUCUGUAAAUUUAAUUCAUGACUUUUCCAUUGAUGAAAAUGUUCGUUCUUAUCAUUUAUAUUAUUUAAAUUUGGUGCAUAAUUUUUUGAAAAUUUUAAAAAACUUUGAUUGUUUGGCAAAUUUAAAGAAAUUUUAUUUAGGCUUUAAUAAAAUUUCCUAAUUAAAUGAGAGAAAUUUUACCAAUUGUAAUAAACUAAAAACGUUAUCUCUAAAGUCAAAUAAAAUUGAAGUUUUGAAAAUUACUGGUGGCUCUUUGUCUCAAUUAAGAAGAUUAGAUUUAUCUAAAAACUUAUUAAUUUCUCUUCAAAUUAAAAGAGAUACUCUAAUACAUUUAAGAAUAUUGACAUUAAAUUCCAACAAACUUGAAAAGAUUGAUUUUGUUAAUCCUGAAUCCAAUGAAAUCUAUGUCUUCCCA
Ascoidea rubescens DSM 1968 is the source of this 999-nucleotide messenger RNA. Its product is annotated as L domain-like protein. Gene Ontology annotation, molecular function: protein binding. NCBI's taxonomy places the organism in Eukaryota, Fungi, Ascomycota, Saccharomycetes, Ascoideales, Ascoideaceae. The annotation marks the transcript as partial. The record is from RefSeq and is a predicted model, not a curated record. The transcript has a single exon.